Molecule: messenger RNA, 1401 nt
Organism: Adineta ricciae
Lineage: Eukaryota; Metazoa; Rotifera; Eurotatoria; Adinetida; Adinetidae
Source: the annotation of a GenBank genome assembly
AUGAAUCCGCAAUCGUCGUUUGAUAUCGCUAGAAAUAUUAUCAUUGUGCAAGAACGAGUUUUGUCAAAAACAAUUCAAAAGGACAAUUUCUUAUCAAGACACAAAGCAAAAUUUAUCAGGAUCAUUAUCUUUGUUAUAACAUUGGUAGUUUCGGCUAUUAUCGGAUAUUUUGUUUUCGCUCGUACUCCCAUACAAAAAUCAACAGCAUCAACAUCAACAACAGCACUAAUAAAUCUCACUACCAAAAUCACUACAUCAUUAUCAUCAACAAACAGCAGAGCAACAACAAUAUCGACUACUACUGUUCGAACAUCGACCAUGAGUAGCAGUACUAGUUCAAGUUUGAAUUCAUCUAAUAUUACCUGUCCAUCAUUACCUUUUAGUUCAUAUAUAUCAUAUUCAACUGGAACUGCACCAUGGUCCAUUAGUAUCGCUGAUUUAGAUAAUGAUAAUAAGAAAGAUAUAAUUGUUCUUAAUUCAAAUGAUGGAAAUCUUGGAAUAUAUUUUAAUCAAGGAAAUGGAACUUUUCAAAUACCAAUACUCGUUCAAACUAGUAUUAAUCCUGCAUUUAUUACAUGUACUGAUUUAAAUAAUGAUAAUAUAUCAGAUUUAGUCGUAACUCAAACUUCAAGUAAUAGUCUCGGUUUAUUUCUUGGUUUUGGUAAUAAAAACUUUAGUUCACGGAUGAAUAUUCCAGUUGGUCUUUAUCCAUAUUGGGUUGGUAUUGCUGAUUUUAAUAAGGAUAAGAAUUUAGAUCUUAUCGCUACUAAUUGUUAUGAAAAUACUGUCAGUAUUUUAUUUGGAUACAGUAAUGAAAGUUUUAUAAGUGUCAACACUGCUGCAACAGGUAGUGGACCAACAGGAUUAGCCAUUGCUGAUUUCAAUUCUGAUAAUUAUUCAGAUUUUGUUGUUACUGAUUAUAAUAGCAAUACAGUAAGUUUAUUUAUUAAUUAUGGUAAUGGAAGUUUUCAACAACGAGUAUCUUAUUCAACGGGAACCUCUCCAUGGGGAAUAGCUAUUGCAGAUUUCAAUCAUGAUGAUUCUAUGGAUAUUGUUAUUGUUAACUAUGGUAGUAAUACAAUGAGUUUAUUGUUGGGAAACGGAAAUGGAACACUUCGAUCACAAAAAUCCUAUUCAACUGGACAAUAUCCAAUGUCAGUGGCUGUCGGUGAUUUAAAUAAUGAUACACAUAUUGAUAUUGUAGUCGCUAAUUACUAUAACAAUUACUUAAGUGUUUUUCGUGGAUACGGUGAUGGAAAUUUUACAACAGCUAUGAGUUUAACAACAGAUUGGUAUGUCACAUCGGUAGCUAUUGCUGAUUUAAAUGGUGAUGGUCGUUUAGAUAUAGCUGCAACUACUCAAUACAGUAAAACUUUAAAUAUACUUUUCAAUAUAUGUUAA